UAAGAAAAACAUGUGAAGCGAUGUAUAUAAAGAAAUCGGAGUUGGGAGGCGAACUGUAAUGCUUUUGGUUGAAUCAGCAAGAAAUCCAGAGGUCCGCUUUACCGCUUCUCCAAGACAACUCUUCUUCAACCCCUCCGCCCAUUCUUCUCGCUCUGUCGGAAUCCAUUGAUCAUGAUUAAAGUGAGUGUAAAGUGGCAAAAGGAGCUGCUCCGAGAUGUUGAAAUUGACACCAGCCUGCCCCCAUAUGUUUUCAAGGGCCAGUUGUUUGAACUCACAGGGGUACCUCCUGAAAGGCAGAAGAUCAUGGUUAAGGGUGGCAUACUGAAGGACGAUUCAGAUUGGUCGACUGUAGGAGUAAAACAGGGCCAAAAAUUAAUGAUGAUGGGUACUGCAGAUGAGAUUGUCAAGGCACCAGAGAAGGACCCUGUCUUUAUAGAAGAUCUUACUGAAGAGGGACAAGUUCUUGCAGUUGGUCACAGUGCUGGUUUGUUUAAUAUGGGAAACACAUGUUACAUGAAUUCAACUUUACAGUGUCUGCAUUCUGUUCCUGAGCUCAAGUCAGCUUUGAUUAAGUUCUCAAGUGCUGAGCAUAACAAUGUGGAUCAAACUUCCCACAUGUUAACUAUUGCAACCCGGGAUUUAUUCCGCGAGCUUGAUAGAAGUGUCAAGGCAGUGGCACCUAUGCAGUUCUGGAUGGUGCUGCGGAAAAAAUUUCCUCAAUUUGGCCAGAUGCAGAACAGUACAUUCAUGCAACAAGAUGCUGAAGAAUGUUGGACACAACUUGUAUACAAUCUAUCUCAGUCCCUUAGGUCAGCAGGUUCAAGUGAAAACCCUGAUGUUAUAAAAGACCUAUUUGGCAUUGAUCUUGUAAGCAGAGUACGUUGUGAAGAAAGUGGAGAGGAAAGUUCAGAAGCAGAAUCAGUUUAUUCACUUAAAUGUCAUAUAUCACAAGAAGUGAACCAUUUGAGUGAAGGAUUAAAGCAUGGUUUAAAGUCAGAAAUAGAUAAAGUGUCUUCUUCACUGGGGCGAAGUGCAAUUUUCUUAAAGGAAUCUCGUAUUAAUAGCCUGCCAAGGUAUUUGACAAUUCAAUUUGUUCGCUUUUUUUGGAAGAGAGAAUCAAAUCAGAAGGCCAAAAUUUUGAGGAAAGUGGAUUAUCCUUUGGAGUUAGAUGUGUUUGAUUUGUGUUCAGAUGAUCUCCGGAAACAAUUGGAAGCUCCUCGACUGCUUUUGAGGAACGAGGAAGACAAAAAACUCGGUCUGAAACCCCAUGAGAAGACUUCGGAUUCCACGGACAAGGAUGCGAAGACGUCUGAUGGAGAAGGCACGUCUACUGGGAAUGAGGCACAGUUAAGUGUUGCACCUCAAGAAGAUGCCCCUUCUUCUGACAAGGAAACACAAAUGACUGGCAUCUAUGAUUUGGUAGCUGUGUUAACCCACAAGGGGAGGAGUGCAGAUUCGGGGCAUUAUGUUGCCUGGGUCAAGCAAGAAAGCGGGAAGUGGAUUGAAUAUGAUGAUGAUAACCCCAUGGUACAGAGAGAAGAAGACAUCUUAAAGCUGUCUGGUGGAGGUGAUUGGCAUAUGGCAUAUAUAUGCAUGUACAAGGCUCGUGUUGUCCCCAAGUGAUCUCGAUCACGUUCAAACUUAACGUGAGGGCUUCCACGGUUGGCUAGAAAGUUUCCUGUGUAAACCAAGUAUUUCUUAAAUGGUUUGCUCUAUAGCUGCUUGGCUGAAAGCAAGCCGGGGUCUGGUUAGAUACACUCUUCUCAGAACUAAAUAUGUCAUCUUGAAAUGUGUGGUUCAUUGAACACUGUUUGAUUUGCUGCUCAAACGUUAUUGCUCGUUUUCUAUUUCUGUUUGGGACAAUGCAAACUUUACUAUUAGCUUUA
Cucurbita pepo subsp. pepo (vegetable marrow) is the source of this 1886-nucleotide messenger RNA. RefSeq names its product ubiquitin carboxyl-terminal hydrolase 6. NCBI's taxonomy places the organism in Eukaryota, Viridiplantae, Streptophyta, Magnoliopsida, Cucurbitales, Cucurbitaceae. The record is from RefSeq and is a predicted model, not a curated record. Gene Ontology annotation, molecular function: protein binding; cysteine-type deubiquitinase activity; proteasome binding. Gene Ontology annotation, biological process: protein deubiquitination; regulation of proteasomal protein catabolic process; proteasome-mediated ubiquitin-dependent protein catabolic process.